This is a messenger RNA of Marmota monax (woodchuck), 10211 nucleotides long. It is a transcript of the gene Col4a4, whose product is annotated as collagen type IV alpha 4 chain. NCBI's taxonomy places the organism in Eukaryota, Metazoa, Chordata, Mammalia, Rodentia, Sciuridae. Gene Ontology annotation, molecular function: extracellular matrix structural constituent. The transcript is spliced from 50 exons. The coding region runs from base 472 to 5337 and encodes 1621 amino acids. Gene Ontology annotation, cellular component: collagen trimer; basement membrane. The record is from RefSeq and is a predicted model, not a curated record.
CCUGCCCAGAUUAAGCGGGAGGCGUGCCGGGCGUCUGCACUCCGGAGGCCCGGCGAGCUCCCGGCUCCAGCGCCCGUGCGUCUGGCUGCCUUCCCUUCUCCAGCCCACCUCCAACUUGCGGCCGCUAGACUUGGCCGUGAGACUCUAGUGAGGAGGCUGCCGGGUCGCGGGUGGAUUCGGGCUAGGCAGAGCCGAGGGGUGCUCGCGGACUGAGAGGCGUCCCCCAGGUAAGUCGCCCACAAGCUGGCAAUCUGCGGCCCAAGGACCUGCCUGGGAGAGCAAGUGGAGCAGUCUAGACACUACAAGGGCCCUGAAGAUAAGCCUGUGGGUUAUAAAAACAGCAGCAGCCCUGUUGUCCUAAGAUUUUAACCCAAGACACAGAACUUAACCUGCCAGGGAGUCUUCCAGAAGAGAAGAGAGGCCUGGCAGAAGUUUCUAGUCCCUAGACUGGCCUGCAAAGCCCCUGUGCACAUGGUGUCUUUCAGAUGGACCAAGCCCUUGGUCACAGAUCCUGGGUACCUUAUACUUAUUCUCUUUUCUGUACAACAUGUAUAUGGAGGUGGAAAGAAAUACAUCGGUCCUUGUGGAGGAAGAGAUUGCUCCAUUUGCCAGUGCUUUCCUGAUAAGGGUUCUCGGGGUCAACCAGGACCACUAGGGCCACAGGGUCCAAUAGGGCCCUUGGGGCCCCCUGGGCCCAUUGGGAUUCCAGGAGAGAAAGGACUGAGAGGUGACAUUGGCCUUCCAGGAGCAGCAGGGGAGAAAGGAGAUAAGGGUCCAACUGGUGUUCCUGGAUUUUCAGGUUUGGAUGGUGUACCUGGUCACCCAGGGCCUCCUGGAUCCAGAGGCAAACCUGGCUUGAAUGGCUACAAUGGCUCAAGAGGUGAUCCAGGGUUUCCAGGACACAGAGGAGCUCCUGGCUUGGGAGGCCCCCCAGGCCUUCCUGGAGAAUAUGGAGAAAAAGGAGAUUCAGUGUUCAUUUUAGGUAUCAUUAAAGGUAUUCAGGGAGACAGAGGGGACCCAGGACCACCUGGCUUACCAGGACCUAGGGGUACAAGAGGACCAGCCGGCCCCAUGGGAUAUCCUGGAGCACCAGGGUUAGUGGGACUUCCGGGCCAUCCUGGGAAUCCAGGUUUGAAGGGCAAUCCUGGUGUAGGAGUGAAAGGUCAGAUGGGAGACCCGGGUGAGGUUGGCCAGCAAGGUUUUCCUGGACCCACCUUAUUGAUAGAGCCCCCUGAUUCUAGUCUCUACAAAGGAGAGAAGGGUAUAAAAGGAAUUCAUGGGAUGACUGGAUUGCCGGGACCACCAGGACAUAAGGGAGAGCCUGGUAUUGGUGAAAAAGGAGAGAAGGGUAUUCCUGGAUUCCCAGGACCUCGGGGUGACCCUGGUUCCUACGGAUCUCCAGGUUUUCCAGGAUUAAAGGGAGAACAAGGACCGGUUGGAGAUCCUGGGCUGUUUGGAUUUCUUGGCCCAAAAGGGGAUCCUGGAGACCGUGGGUACCCUGGACCACCAGGUGUUUUGGUAACUCCAUCUCUUCCACUCAAAGGUCCUCCAGGGGACCCAGGGUUCCCUGGCCGCUAUGGAGAAAUGGGGGCUGUUGGACCACCGGGUCCCCCAGGUCACCCUGGCAGACCAGGAGACACUUGUCCAGGCAUGGUGGGACCCCCUGGGCCACCAGGGUUUCCUGGUCCUCCAGGGUUUCCUGGGCUAGCCGGUAUUCCUGGGAGACCCGACUCUGCCCCAGGAAAGCCGGGGAGGCCAGGACUACCUGGCCAGGCUGGAGCUCCAGGGCUGCAGGGACGCCCAGGAUCAGAUGCGAUAUAUUGUAGUGCUGGGCACCCGGGACCACCAGGAAUAAAGGGCAAAGUAGGUCCCCCAGGAGGAAGAGGCUCAAAAGGAGAAAAAGGAAAUGAAGGACUCUGUGCCUGCCAACCUGGUCCUGUGGGCCCGCCUGGCCCUCCAGGACUUCCUGGGAGGCAAGGGAGUAAAGGAGACUUAGGACUGCCUGGCUUUCUUGGAGAAAGAGGUGACCCAGGCCCUCCUGGUCCUGAAGGAUCUCCAGGGCCACCAGGAAAACCUGGUGCUUCGGGACGCCCUGGUGACAAAGGAGCCAAAGGUGACAUGGUUGUAUCCAGAGUUAAAGGGCACAAAGGAGAAAGAGGACCUGAUGGGCCCCCAGGGUUUCCAGGAGAGCACGGGCAACAUGGUCAGGAUGGACAUGCUGGAGAAAAGGGGGAUCCGGGACCCCAGGGGGAUCAUGAAGAUGCAGCCCCAGGUGGUAAAGGUUUUCCUGGACUACCAGGCUCCCCUGGGAAAGCAGGACCUGUGGGGCCUCCAGGACUGGGAUUUCCUGGUCCACCGGGAGAGAGAGGUCCACCAGGAGUUCCAGGCCACCCAGGUCUGAGGGGGCCCUCUGGCUUGAAGGGGCAGAAAGGUGACACCAUCCUUUGUAAUGUAACCUAUCCUGGGAGGCCCGGCUCUCCAGGUUCUGAUGGACCUCCAGGUCCGAAGGGAUUUCCAGGUCCUCUGGGGGCUCCUGGACCAAGGUGUCCGGAUGGGCAGAAAGGCCAAAGGGGCAAACCAGGAAUACCAGAAAUACCAGGUCCACCUGGUUUUCGUGGUGACAUGGGUGAUCCAGGCUUGGGAGGUGAAAAGGGAUCCUCCCUUAUUGGGCCCCCGGGCCUUCCUGGGCCACCUGGAGUGAAAGGUCAGAAAGGAAUCCCCGGAGAUCCUGCAUUUGGCCCCCCAGGACCCCCUGGAGACAGAGGUCUUUCAGGAGUUCCAGGGAUGAAAGGACCCAAAGGCCAACCUGGAUGCCCAGGGGCAGAAGGGGUAGCUGGUGUUCCUGGACUCCCAGGUCUGAAAGGUCCCAAAGGCAGAGGAGGAAUUUCUGGAUUUCCAGGUAUCCCAGGGGAGCCUGGUCAUUCCUGUGAGAGAGGUGCACCAGGAAUCCCAGGCCAACCAGGACUCCCUGGGGCUCCAGGUAGUCCAGGUGCCCCAGGUUGGAAAGGGCAGCAAGGAGAUAUGGGGCCUCCUGGGCCAGCUGGAAUGAAGGGCCUCCCUGGGCUCCCAGGAUUGCCAGGGGCAGGUGGACUCCCAGGACCUCCAGGAAUCCCAGGACCCUUUGGGGAAGAUGGGCUGCCUGGUCUUCCAGGCCCAAAGGGACCCCAGGGGCUGCCUGGCUUCGCAGGUUUUCCCGGAGAGAGAGGAAAGCCAGGUCCAGAAGGACAACGUGGCAGAAAGGGAGAGACUGGAGCCAAGGGCUGGCCUGGCUUCCCAGGAGAGCAGGGGGCAAGAGGUGUCAAAGGAGCAAGAGGACCUCCUGGAAAUGAAGGAGAGAUGGCCAUCAUUUCCAAGAAGGGGAAACCUGGGGAAGCUGGGCCUCCUGGGGACAAUGGCUUCCCAGGAGAGAGAGGUGAUACAGGAAGUCCUGGAAUGCAAGGGAGAAGAGGAGAGCCAGGAAGACAUGGCCCACCUGGAUUCCACAGAGGGGAGCCUGGUCGAAAUGGGCAGCAUGGGCUUCCUGGACCCCCUGGUCCUCCAGGAUCACCUGGCCUAAGAGGGAUCAUUGGCUUUCCAGGGUUUCCAGGAGACCAGGGUGAUCCGGGUUAUCCAGGCCCCCCUGGAUUUUCAGGAAUUGAUGGAGCAAGAGGACCUAAAGGAAGCAAAGGUGAGCCUGCCAGCCAGCGUGGCCCACCUGGUCCUAAGGGUGACCCAGGCAGCCCUGGAUGUCAAGGACAUGUUGGAGCCCCUGGAGAUCGAGGCCUGCCUGGAGUUCAAGGACUGAAAGGACCAUCAGGAAAGCCAGGCCUGCCUGGCUCGUUGGGACCACCAGGGUGUCCAGGUGAUCAGGGGAUGCCUGGGCAGAAGGGCCAUCCAGGAGAAAUGGGAGAGCCUGGGUCCACAGGUCUCCGGGGGGAUCCAGGGCUACCAGGACCUCCAGGAAUAAAAGGUCCUUCGGGGUCUCCUGGCCUGGACGGCUUGCAUGGUUUGAAGGGUCAGAAAGGAAGCAAAGGUGCCUCAGGUUUACAUGAAAUGGGCCCACCCGGUCCAGUGGGACUCCCUGGGCUAAAAGGGGAGACAGGAGACCCUGGAAGCCCAGGAAUUUCUCCUCCUGGCCUUUUUGGUGAAAAAGGUCUCCCAGGUCCCCCAGGGAGACCCGGACCACCUGGUCCAGCAGGCGUUCCAGGAAGACCUCCUAAGGGUGACAUUCCUGACCCAGGUCCACCUGGAGAUCAGGGACCUCCUGGCCCUGAUGGUGCAAGAGGAGCACCAGGGCCUCCAGGACCUCCUGGGAGUGUUGACUGCCUGAGAGGGGAACCAGGUGACUGUGGUCUGCCAGGGCCACCGGGGCCACCAGGUCCCCCAGGCCCUCCAGGGUGCCAGGGUGUUCCAGGAUGUGAUGGAAAAGAUGGCCAAAAAGGACCAAUGGGGUUUCCAGGGCCUCCAGGGCCACCUGGUCUUCUGGGGCCACCUGGAGAGAAGGGUUUACCUGGACCUCCAGGUAGAAAAGGGCCCACAGGUCCUCCAGGUCCCAGAGGUGAACCAGGGCCACCUGCAGAUGUGGAUGCCUGUCCCCGGAUCCCAGGGCUUCCUGGAGUGCCAGGCACAAGAGGACCAGAAGGAGCUGUGGGGCUCCCAGGACAGAGAGGCCCCCCAGGACUAGGGUGCAAAGGAGAACCUGGACUGGAUGGCAGGAGGGGCAAUGAUGGUGUCCCUGGGCCUCCUGGACCUCCUGGACACAAAGGUGAUGCUGGAGAGGCUGGUUGCCCUGGAGCCCCAGGCCCUCCUGGUUCCCCUGGUGAUCCUGGGCCCAGAGGAGUUGGCCCUGGAUACCUCAGUGGCUUCCUCCUAGUACUCCACAGUCAGACAGCUCAAGAACCCUCCUGCCCUGUGGGCAUGCCCCAGCUCUGGACCGGGUAUAGUCUGUUAUACCUGGAAGGCCAAGAGAAAGCUCACAAUCAAGACCUUGGUCUGGCGGGGUCUUGCCUUCCGAUGUUUAGCACCCUGCCCUUUGCCUACUGCAACAUCCACCAAGUGUGCCACUACGCCCGGAGGAACGACAAGUCCUACUGGCUAGCCAGCGCAGCGCCCCUCCCCAUGAUGCCCCUCGCAGAGGAGGACAUCCGCCCGUACAUCAGCCGCUGUGCCGUGUGCGAGGCCCCCGCACAGGCGGUGGCGGUGCACAGCCAGGAUCAGACCAUCCCCCCGUGUCCACGGGCCUGGAGGAGCCUCUGGAUCGGGUACUCCUUCCUGAUGAUGAAAAAUUCAGGCUUAAAGAUUGGAAGUCACUUUCCAGACCCCAAGGUGGACCCUGGUGGGGUCAAGACUCAAGCUUAGACCAGUGUCUAUUGUGCCUCAGACACAGGAGCCAAUCCAGGAGACCACAGCACACUUGGUUAAAAUGUUUCCUUAGUCUCUCUUGUCUGUGGCAGUUUCUCAGUCUUUUGCUUGUCUCCCUGACUUUGACAGCCUUGAACAGAGUAGCCAGACAUCCUGUAGACAGCCCGUCAGUUACGUUUGUCUGAAGUUCAUCCUUAUGACUAGACUAGAGUGUGAGUCUUGGUGAAGUGCCUUCUCAUCACCCAUCAUAGGUCCAUGCUAUCAACAUGACUUUUCAAUGUUAAAUUUGAACCCCUGCCUUAAGGGGUGUUUUGGCCAGGUUUCUCCACUUUUAAUUUUUUUUUUUUUUAAUGAGUUCCAAGACAAUAAAGCUUUGAACUUUGCCAGUUGAGCCCAGGGGUAAAAUGGAAGCAGUGGGGUAGGUUUCUCCAGCAGCUUUGUCAGCUGAUCAUCUUCUGUGUGAGCUAUGUUGGAUAUAAUGAGUGGAGUCAGUCCUCCCCUGCAUCGGGCUCCAGAUUCCUCAAUUCCAGGGUAAGUAGUCCUCUAACACUGGUCUGACACUAUGUUGCCAGAGGGGGUAGGAAACAGUUUCUGAUUUGAUUACUACAGAGUCACUGUAUUUUUACACCACCCUUUGAGAACCCGAACUACAACAGCUCAGAUUUCUCUUUUAACUGAAAAUAUCCCCCACAGGUUUCAUUCCCGUAUUUGCAUUUGCCAGCAGGUGGAACCAGAAGCCUAUGACACUGAAAAGGCUGAAGAAAACUAGGACAAAUUCCAGUCAACAAAGCAUUCCGCAUUGUAAGCAGAAUUAGGGUUAUUUUGAAACAGAUGGGCUCUACAGAAGCUGCUGCACUGAAUAUUAUGGAGUUGUUUAUUGUCUAGAUGGUCUGAAACCCAGGGACCAUUUGCCAGCAUCUAGCAGUUUCUGUGUCAUAUCAGAAUUCUUCCUGAGCAGAGGAAACUGACAAGGUAUUGGGAGAGAGAAAGACAUGAAUACGAAUAUAGACACUUCAACAAGUUCUAAAUGCACAAUGUCCUGUUGCUACUGUGCACACUACCUUGUGUCACUGUGUGCUUUUAUAGGGGUGAUAUGUAGCCCCCUCUCCACUCUAACUCCAAAUCAGAAGAUAAACAUACAAUCUGUGGCAACAAGACAAUCAAUCCUGGAUGCAGUAAUAUGAAAAAUGAUUUAUUUUAAGCCUAAUCAAAGUGGUUCUGUUUACUGGUUCACAUUUUCACAUAGACCCCUCUAUUUAUACUUGUCCCCAACCACCCCCCCCCUUUACUUCUGUUCCUUUUCUUUUUGUAACCCCAGCAAAAUAUCAGAAGGGAGGAAGGUAGAUAAAAGGAGGGUCUUGUAGCUCCCAUUCUAUGUCCAACUGCAGUGGCUGAGUGUGGACAGCUGUCUAAGGACCGUCAGAACUCGGCCUGACGUUUCUCUGGGGUUUCUCUGGCUUAACACUGGGAUAAUGUGCAAGAUGAGGACUUAUAAACAGAGUAUUCCAAAAGUCCUAGAAAUCUGCAAAGGAGUCUACCACUAAUGGUUUCUCUAGGAGAGUUUUUUUAUAAUUCCUUAGCCUAUGACCCCAGCUAGUUAGCUGCUGCUGUCCUGUCUAGUUGGUCUGGGAUCAAAGAGAUCACAAAGGCAUCUGCUACAGACUGAAGUUUGUGUCCAUCUCAAAUUUAUAUGCUGAAAUCCUAAUCUUCAAUGUAAUGGUAUUUGCAGGUGGGGCCCUCAGGUUAGGUGUAUAUGAGGUCAUAAGGUUGGCGUCUCCAUGAUGGUUAAUGUCCUUAUGAGGGAACAGAGAAACCAAAGCUUGCUCUGCCAUGUGAGGGUACAGUAAGAAGGCUAUAAUCCAGCAAAAGGGACUUCACCAGACCUCAAUUGUGAUAGCAUCUGGGAUUUCCAGCCUCCAGAACUUUGAGAAAUACAUUUCUGUUGUUUUGAUCACUCAGUCUGUGGUACUUUGUUAAAGCAGUCCAAACUGACUAAGAGCAUCUGUGAAGCUGGCAGCUCAGCAACUGGUGGUUCAGCAGCUUCUGGGCAGGCCCCCUGCAUCUGAGGGACAAGAGGAUGUGCUUCCCAGUAGAUAUGGACCUGUCCCAAGUGGUGGUUUCAUAAUUUCCAGGACAGCAGCAAUCUUCUUCCAAGUCUUAGGAUGCAUGGUUCACCCUCUUACUCGAGCAUGGGGAGGGGUCCUCUACUAGCAAACAACAAAAUUCCUAAACCAAUACUUUUGGCCCAAGCUCUCAAAGCCCUGGAGCAGAUGAAGGCUUAAAGAAGCAUUAGACCUAUUUUCUUCUCACUCCUUUCCACUUGAGUUUCAAACCAGAAAUGGCCCAAUUUCCAGCUCUUUAAGCAAGAGAUAAAGGAUACAUUUUCAUUGAAUUUUGAAAUUAAAUCACAGAUCAUUUAAAAUUAGCCAGUAUUUUCAUCAGAAACUUCACUUAAAACAUCUUUCAACUUUUGCGCACGGAAAAACGAAACAAAACAGUAUGAGUAAACAUUCUCAAGACAUUGAGGAAUAAGGAAAAAAGAUGGACAGCCAGUGGGAAGAGAACUUUGGAAAGGGACAAAAAGCCUCUUCUGCUGAAAGCAACCACCCCAAAGUGGUCAAGUCCAGGUCAAAGUGGAAAACUGUUAGAGAAACCAUGUGCCUGGAGAAUGAGAGCUGCUAGGCCUGGGAAUGAAAGGUGUCUUAGUCAGCUUUGUGUUGCUGUGACCAAAAGACCUGACAAGAGAAUCAUAAAGGAAGAAAAGGGCAUGGAGGAGAAAAGCGGCUCAGGACAUAGCAACAAGGAAGCCGGGAGAGCUCUGCUCACCAGGGACAAAAUAAAAACCCCAGAGUCACACCUGAAGUAACCUACCUCCUCCAGCCACACUGUGCCUACCUACAGUUACCACCGAGUUAAUCCAAAUCAGUGGAUUAAUCUGCUGAUUAGUUUAAAACUCUCAUAAUCUAAUCCGUUUUACCUCUGGAAAUUCUUGCGUUGUCUUGCACAUGGGCUUUUGGGGAAUAGUUUGUAUCUAAAUCAUAACAGAAGGGGAUUAAAGAGACCAGAGUUUGCUCUCUCCCAUGUGAGGACAGAGGCCCUGAGGCAAGUUGGGUGGAUUGACUAGCAGCAAAUAAAGUGAACCCUGAAAGAGGUCCUGCAGCUAUCUGAUGCCUCUUUUGAACGGCAUGUCUCAAAAGGCGAAAGACAAGAUACUAGAUCUAGCAUAGGGAUUCCCAAACUCACAUGAGGAAGUUUGGUAAGAGGCAGACUCAGGGUUCUAAGUUGGGAUUCCUAUGGUGGGACUUAGUUGUCAAUGGACCUUUAUUUAAUUAACUUGUUUAUAUAUAGUGCUGAGAAUUGAACCCAGCGCCUUAUACACGCUAGGUGAGCACUCUACCACUGAGCCAUGCCAGCUCCAGGAAUCUGCAUUUUUAACAGGCAUCUUAAAUGGCUAGGAUGCCACUGGCUCUUAGAUCCUAUUUUGAGAAACUUUGAUCAGAGGAAGGUCAUAUUGUUUCCUGGGGUUGUGUUGAGCUUUAACCAUCUGCACCAGUAUGGCAUUUGAUUUUGUAUAAGUAGGUUUAGGGUCACAUUUCCCAUGAACCAGAGACUCUGGUAGUUUCCUGUGUCAUCCAACCCUGGAUGAUACAGAUUUGAUACUUGAAAUAGUCUGAGAUAUGAGAUGUACUAUAUUCACCUAUGCUGAAUGCUGUUUUAAAGGCUUUAAAAAUUCAAAGUAUCUCAACUUUUCAAAUAGUAUUCACUUGAGUAGUGCAUAACUACAUGUCCAGAGGUACCGAUAUCAAUGCCUAAUUACAAAAAUAAUCCUUGACCUAGCAAAUUGUCCCUGAGAUUCUUAGUGGCCAAGGAGGACACAGUGGUUCAAAGUCCUCAUUAAGGCUGAAAGCCCCUUGUUGUCCCUCUCCUGCAGGUAUAACUCUGGCAAUUAGAGUAAGUCAUGACCAGCAGCACAGGCAGGGCUGAGGGCAUCAGGAGAGGGCUGCCCAGCCCAGCCCCACCAUAAGAAAGUAAAGCAACGUGAGGCCUGUGGUCAGCUCUGUGCUUGCCAGGCAGAAAGGGAAAGUGAGGGGAGGGAGGAGAGGAAGAAAAAAAAGGCAGAGGCACAAGGAGGUAGAAGAUAAGUGAAGGCCUGUGACUAUGCCACCAUGAAAUCUGUUAUUCUAUAUAAUUAAUAUACACUAAUAAAAACAAAAAAAAUAAGUAAAGGAAGAAUAGCAUACUUUUCAGAAAUAUGAUAUCUAUGACUUCUGAGUGUUAAGAGCUUAUAAAAUAACUUGGAGGUGAGGACAGCCCAACCUUUAUCCUUCCAGAGUGGAUAAUUCCAUGAGCUAAGUGGCCUAAGAGGCCAUCUGGACAAAUACACAAGCAAGCAAGAGCCUUGCUCUUUGCUUCUCAGAGCUAAAAAUGCUCACAUGGGUCAGUCAGCACAGAACCGUGAGGCUGGGAAGCCAGUUUCUAUGAUGUGAUGAACUAUCUUAGAAGCAAACGGUCAUUUAAAAAACAUGGUAGUUUCUAUAUUUGAAAGGUAUUUAAACUAUUCCUGAGCCUAAUUACCACCUUUUGCAUGUUUUUCUAGGUCUGAUUAACUCUUAUCUCCUGCCAGUCCUGGUCUGUGAUCCACUAGAGAAAGUAUGUUUAUGUGUGGGCAUGCGUGUGUGUACAUGUGUAUUUCUACAUGUCUGUGUGUAUGUAUGUGCUAAUCUACAAAGGCAAGGGGCAGCCCUGGGAAAGGAGCCCUCCCAGCCUUAGGAAGACCCCAGGGGCUUUCGCAGACCUUUUACACUUUUAAAAGAGCCUCUCUCCAAGUGUCUCAACUGAGUUAGAAUUAAGCUCAGAAAUGAUUUUAAAAU